Messenger RNA from Argentina anserina (silverweed cinquefoil), 1088 nucleotides. RefSeq names its product B-box zinc finger protein 20. The record is from RefSeq and is a predicted model, not a curated record. The transcript has 2 exons. Gene Ontology annotation, cellular component: nucleus. Lineage: Eukaryota; Viridiplantae; Streptophyta; Magnoliopsida; Rosales; Rosaceae. The coding region runs from base 98 to 739 and encodes 213 amino acids. Gene Ontology annotation, molecular function: zinc ion binding. Gene Ontology annotation, biological process: photomorphogenesis; regulation of DNA-templated transcription.
CCCCAUCUCUCCCCCAUAACCUCAUUCUUUGCACCCAUCAAGUACUUAAAAAGAUCAAGGACAGAGAGCAAAGCACAGAAUCAAUCCAAGUGACAGCAUGAAGAUCCGGUGCGAUGUCUGUGACAAAGCUGAGGCCACUUUGUUCUGCUCAGCUGAUGAAGCUGCUCUUUGCGACGCCUGUGAUCGCCGUGUUCACCAUGCAAAUAAGCUUGCAAGCAAACACAAGCGCUUCGUUCUUCUACAACCAACAUGCAAAGACUCUCCUCGUUGUGAUAUCUGCCAGGAAAUACGCGGAUUCCUCUUCUGUCAAGAAGACAGAGCGAUUCUUUGCAGGGACUGUGACCAUUCAAUCCACAAAGCCAAUGAACACACGAAAAAACACCACAGGUUUCUUCUCACUGGCGUGAAGCUUUCGUCUGAUUCUACUCCAUAUCCGACUUCAUCAUCAUCGUGCUCUACCUUCUCUGAUGAAGUAGACAUCACCAGCAGUACUGACCAUGCAAGAGUAGACUCCAAGUCAUCGACAAAGAGACCUAGAACAGGAUCCAAUGAACAAACCUCAUCGUGUAAGGUAGAGCAUAAUUGUUCUAUCAGCGACAAUGGUUCAGUAAUUUCGACGAACAGCAUGUCUGAGUACUUGAUGGGAAAUCAGAUCACCGAGUGGCGUGUGGAGGACCUUCUUGAUGCUUCAUUUGAUUUUGAUAGCUUCUAUGAGGUUGGAAGUGCACCUUACUUGUAGAGAGCUAACAAGAUCAGUUUUGCAGGCAUAUUGCAUCUGGGAAACGAUAGUUAUACUUGUUAGAAAAUGAUUAUGAGUCCAACUAUUGUUUCCUAAGUUCCCAAAGCUAUCACAUUAAUUCACGUAUGAGAUACUCAGAUAUGUGAUAAUAUUAGGACCCAUCUUGUAACACAAGAAUUGGGAAGGAGUGAUGGAGUUGGGAAAAAUAUUAGUAAAAUGAGUUGGAGUUUCUGACAUGUUUAGUGAAGGAAGACUUCAUAGGAACAUGUGAUAUUGCCUGUUGUUUCACCUCAAUCCCAUCUACCAAGAACUACAGCUAGAGGGGCCAUUGAGACUCAUAGCACUAUUA